AUAUGCAGAGAGAGAGAGGCAUCGGAAAUCUUUGUGGGGAAGAGAGAGAGAUGACAAUUCUUCAAUUCAGUCUCGCUCUCUCUUCUUCUUCUUCUGCUUCUUUUCCAGUAUUGUUGGGAAGUAAUUUCAAGAUUCCGUCAAAAUAUAUUCCCUCACUCUCACAUUUCUUGAAUUCCAAACACUCCCAUCUUCUUCACUUACCCAAUUCACGAGUUUCUGGAAGUCCCACCAACAAGUCAAGAUUUUCCAAGUCCAAGAUCACUUGCUCUGCCAAGUCUGUGGACCUAGAGAGUUCUGAAAUUGUUAAAGAGAAAAGUGUCUCUGUCAUCCUUUUAGCUGGUGGAAAGGGCAAAAGGAUGGGCGCAAACAUGCCAAAGCAGUAUCUUCCGCUUCUUGGCCAACCAAUUGCUUUGUAUAGUUUCUACACUUUCUCGCACAUGAUUGAAGUAAAGGAAAUCAUCGUAGUUUGUGAUCCUUCUUACAAAGACAUUUUUGAAGACAUAAAAGAGAAUAUCCAUGUAGACCUGAAGUUCACAUUGCCUGGAAAGGAGAGACAAGAUUCUGUAUACAGUGGUCUUCAGGCAGUUGAUGUAAAGUCUGAACUUGUCUGCAUCCAUGAUUCUGCUAGACCUCUGGUGACCACUGGAGAUGUCAAAAAGGUUCUUAAGGACGGUUGGCUGAAUGGAGCAGCAGUACUUGGUGUUCCUGCAAAAGCUACAAUAAAAGAGGCAAAUAGUGAAUCCUAUGUAGUAAAAACUCUGGACAGGAAAACACUAUGGGAAAUGCAAACCCCACAGGUCAUUAAGCUGGAGUUGCUCAAGAAGGGUUUUGAACUUGUUAAUAGGGAAGGCCUUGAAGUCAUUGAUGAUGUAUCUAUUGUGGAGCACCUCAAACAUCCCGUAUACAUAACUGAAGGAUCUUACACCAACAUCAAGGUUACGACUCCUGAUGAUUUAUUACUUGCAGAAAGGAUAUUGAAUAUCAGCUCCUCAGAGGCAUCGUAGUAAAAUUCCCCCUCGUGGGCAGAUCUGGGUUGAAAAACACAGUUUUCGAAAUUCAUUUUUUUAUAUAGAGGGUUUUGGAAUGGAACUACUUUUACUCAUUGAAAUAUUUCUAAUGGCAGCUAGUAGAAAACGAAUAAAUGAUAAAAUUGAUGGGAAAAUAAUAGUAUGAUUCUAAUUAAUGAUGUCGAAUUGGGAAAUUGUUAGGUAUAAUCAGUAGUUGGUUGAAGAAAGGUACUAGGAUCUUUAUUGUCAUGAUGGAAAGAAAUGGACAAAAAUUUUGUUGGAGAUGAGAUGCAAUGACACGAUCUGUCAAUGCAGUAAAGCUGCGGGUUUGGCACUUUUAAGGUCAAACAUGUUGCAAGUAAACAAAUAUUAUUGAUUUCCUAGUUUUUCACUUGUUUUGCAACUUUUUAACAGCUUAGAAUCAUAAUUGUGUAUUGCUUUCAAUCUGAUUAUCAAACCAGUAAGCUCUAAUACCAUUUGAAUGC
This is a messenger RNA of Camellia sinensis, 1492 nucleotides long. Its product is annotated as 2-C-methyl-D-erythritol 4-phosphate cytidylyltransferase, chloroplastic. Gene Ontology annotation, biological process: isoprenoid biosynthetic process. The record is from RefSeq and is a predicted model, not a curated record. Gene Ontology annotation, molecular function: 2-C-methyl-D-erythritol 4-phosphate cytidylyltransferase activity. Lineage: Eukaryota; Viridiplantae; Streptophyta; Magnoliopsida; Ericales; Theaceae.